Molecule: messenger RNA, 435 nt
Organism: Alternaria ethzedia
Lineage: Eukaryota; Fungi; Ascomycota; Dothideomycetes; Pleosporales; Pleosporaceae
Exons: 1
Coding region: 1-435 (144 amino acids)
Source: RefSeq, a predicted model, not a curated record
AUGUCUCAAUCCAUCAAUGUAACUACGACUCAGGCCCAGUCCGGCAUCUCCCAAGACCUGCGGAACAACAUUUACUCGGCCCUUCUUUCUGGCGAUGGCAUCCGCAAUAUUGAAUCCACCCUAGACGAAUCCCUGCGGGCCUCUGGGUUCAAAGACGAUCUAAGAGCCUACAUUACCGAUCUGUUCCGCUCGGGCCAGGCUACUACCUGCGAGGAAGCCCGGAAUCUGGCGAUGCAGAAGAUCAGAGAGCAAACACGUGGUUUGGAGGAUCAAUCCAAUGGCGCAAACGGCACCAACGGAACGACGAAUGGGGAUGGAGAAAAUGGAGAGGAAGUCAACUUGAAGAUCCCUAAAUCGGCAAUCGACGCCGGUGCAAAGACAGUCAUGAAGGAGUUGGAGAAGGUGUGCGACAUCACAUACGAAGACGACAAGUGA